Strongylus vulgaris is the source of this 222-nucleotide messenger RNA. NCBI's taxonomy places the organism in Eukaryota, Metazoa, Nematoda, Chromadorea, Rhabditida, Strongylidae. The record is from the annotation of a GenBank genome assembly.
AUGUCAUUCUUCCAGAUACGCGUUUAUAAAAACGGGGACGAGCGCGAUCCGGGUAAAUUGAUUACGAUUACCCGUCGAGAGUUUAAGCAUUGGAUUCUAUUUCUUGAUGCACUGACGCGAAAACUAGGCACAAUCACGGCCAUCAACAAGUUGUUUACCACAGGAGGAAUUCGGGUAGAGCAUGUAAGUUGCAAGGAAUAUAUAUUAUUCGAUAUUGCUUGA